AUGUCUGGCAGAGCCCCAUUCACCUUCACUAUGAGGGGAAUCAUACUUGCACUAGUGCUCACCCUCGUAGGUGGUCAGAAGUUUGACAUCGACCCUGAGUUCAGUAGCAGAAAGAGCUACCUGUACAGUUAUGAAGGCUGGGUGUUGAAUGGGCUUCAAGAAAAGAAUUUGGCCAAAGCUGGAGUGCGCCUGAGCAGCAAACUGGAGAUCAGUGGGCUGUCGGAGAACACCUACCUCCUCAAGAUCCGCUCCCCACAGCUCGAGGAGUACAAUGGCAUCUGGCCCAGGGACCCAUUCACUCGAUCUUCCAAAAUCACCCAGCUGCUUUCCUCAUGCCUUACCCGGCCCUUCAAGUUUGAAUACAGCAGUGGACGGGUUGGAAACAUUUAUGGCCCAGAAAACUGCCCUGAUACUUGUGUUAACAUAGUGAGAGGAAUACUGAACAUGAUACAGAUCACCAUUAAAAAGUCACAGAAUGUGUAUGAAUUGCAAGAGGCUGGGAUUGGAGGUGUUUGCCAUACAAGGUAUGUCAUCCAGGAGGACAAGAAGAACGGCCGAGUCUCUGUUACCAAAACUGUAGACCAAAAUAAUUGCCAGGAAAAAGUGGUGAAGAGUCUUGGAACGGCUUACAUCUACCCCUGCCCUGCUGACGUGAUGAAAGAAAGGAUCAUCAAAGGGACUGCAGCUUUCUCCUACAAGCUGAAGCAGUCGGACAGUGGUACCCUGAUCACAGAGGUGGUGUCUCAGCAGGUGUAUCAGAUCUCGCCCUUCAGUGAACCCACCGGCGUCGCCGUCACGGAAGCAAAACAGCAGCUCAGCUUGCUUGAGGUGAGGAGUGAGCGGGGCAGCUCCCCAGACGUCUCCAUGCAGAGCUACGGAGGCCUGCGGUACCAGUUCCCAGCAGCACUGCCACAGAUGGCAGUGCAGCUCAUCAAGACCAAAAACCCUGAGCAACGGAUAAUUGAAACCCUGCAGCACAUAGUCCUGAAUAACCAGCAAGAUUUCCAUGAUGAUCUCCCAUACCGUUUCCUGGAGCUGGUCCAGCUCUGCCGCACCACCAGCGCUGACACCUUUGAGUCCCUCUGGAGACAAUGUUCAGACAAACCCCGCUACAGGAGAUGGCUGCUGAGUGCAGUUUCUGCGACAGGCACCGCAGAAGCUCUCAAAUUCCUCAAGAGCAGAAUCCGCAGUGAUGACCUUAGCUACCUGCAGGCUCUUCUAAGUGUUCCCUUUGCUCUCCAUUUAACUAAAGCUGAUGAACACACUGUUCCAAUAGCAGCAGAUUUAGUGACAAGUUCUCGUAUCCAGAAAAAUCCCAUGCUUCAACAACUUGCCAGCUUGGCAUACAGUUCUGUGGUGAAUAGAUACUGUUCUCAGACCUCAGCUUGUCCUAAGGAAGCUGUCCAGCCCAUCCAUGACCUGGCAGAUGAGGCAAUCAGCAGGGGCCGGGAGGACAAAAUGAAAUUAGCCCUGAAGUGCAUUGGCAACAUGGGAGAACCCGCCAGCAUCAAGCGCAUCCUCAAGUUCCUUCCCAUAUUUUCAUCCAGUGCUUCUGAUAUCCCCAUCCACAUUCAGAUUGAUGCCAUAAUGGCCUUGAGAAAAAUUGCUUGGAAGGACAGCAAAACAGUGCAGGGAUAUCUCAUCCAGAUCCUCGCUGACGAGUCGCUGUCCCCCGAAGUGCGGAUGAUGGCUUGUGCUGUUAUCUUUGAGACAAGGCCUGCCCUUCCCUUGAUAACAACCAUUGCCAAUGUGGCCAUGAAGGAGAGCAAUUUGCAAGUGGCCAGUUUUGUGUAUUCCCAGAUGAAGGCUUUGUCCAAGAGCAGGUUGCCCUAUACGUACAACAUAUCUUCAGCUUGCAAUAUUGCCCUUAAGCUGCUGGCCCCCAAACUGGACAGGCUGAGCUAUCGCUACAGCAAGGUCAUACGUAUUGGUGGUUACUUUGAUAAUUAUAAAAUUGGUGCUGCUGGAGAUGUCUUUGUUAUGAACAGCCCAGGAACCAUGUUCCCAUCAGCAAUAAUUUCCAAGCUGAUGGCAUAUUCUGCAGGGUCGGUGGCUGAUUUGGUGGAGGUCGGUGUCCGUGUGGAAGGCCUCACAGAUGUCAUCACGAAACGAAAUAUCCCAUUUGCUGAGUAUUCCACCUACAAAAAGAUAAAGGAGAUUGGAAAAGCUCUGCUGGGAUGGAAGGAGCUGCCAACAGAAACCCCCUUGAUCUCAGCCUACUUCAAGCUCUUUGGCCAAGAGCUGGCCUACAUCAGCAUCAAUAAGGAAGUGCUGCAGCAGGCUGUGAAGGCUGUGCUGGAGCCCGCGGACAGGAGCGCGCUGCUGAAGAGGCUGGCUGCCCUCCUGCGCAGCGGCGCCGCCGGGCACGGGACACAGCCCCUGUGGCUGGCAGAGCUGCGCCACGUCCUGCCCACCUGCACCGGGCUGCCCCUGGAGUACAGCUCCUACGGCACUGCCAUGGCCAGGGCUGCAGCCAGCGUUGAUGGAAAGAUAGCUCCUCCUUUAACUGGAGACUUUAAACCUUCCCAGUUGCUUGAAUCCACUGUGCAGAUCCGCUCUGACAUAACCCCCAGCUUAUACAUACAGAAAUUUGCAACAAUGGGUGUCAACACAGAAUAUUUCCAACAAGCUGUGGAAAUUCAAGGCAAGGUCCUGACAAGAGUGCCAAUAAAGUUUGAUGCCAAGAUAGACAUGAAGCUGAAAAAUAUUAAGAUUGAAACAAAACCAUGCCGUGAGAAAACUGAGAUAGUGGUUGGAAGCCAUAAAGCUUUUGCUGUAUCAAGAAAUUUAGGAGAACUAGGUGUUGAAAAGAGAACCUCAAUUCUCCCUGGAGAUGCUUCAUCAAAUAUAGUGGAAGAACCUUUCAAACCAUCAGAUAGGGCUUCCAGUGAAGAUUUCACAAAGCAAGAAGCUGACAGCACAUCAAAGAAACAUGGCUAUAGCUCCCAGGAGGAUCUUCGCCACGUUGUGGGAAGAAAAUCAAAAAAACAAGACAUUUGUGUCAAGGUGCAUCAUCUUGGGUGUCAGAUCUGCUUUUCCAGAAGGUCACGAGAUGCCAGUUUUCUAAAAAAUACGUAUUUGCACAGACUCGUCGGAGAGCAUGAAGCUAAAAUAGUCUUGACCCCAGUUGAAACAGAGGCUGGUAUUGACAAAAUUCAGCUGGAGAUUCAGGCAGGAUCCAGAGCAGCUUCCAAAAUAAUUCGUGAAGUAAACUCGGAGUCUGAGGAAGAGGGUGAAUCAUCUCUGCAGGAGGACAUUCAAGCUAAACUGAAGAAGAUUCUAGGCAUUGAAAGUGUGUUCAAGGUUGCAAAUAAAACACGACACCAGAAGAAGCGACCUUCAAAGAAAGAAAACACUGUGCUUACAGAGCUUGGGGCAGACCCUGAUACAAAACAUCCCUCCAGCUCAUCUUCUGCCUCCUCAGCUGUCUCCUCUUCCUCAUCAUCUGCUGUCUCUGCUCGUCGUAAAGAGGCUGGUGAUGAGGAUGAGAACGACCAAGAAGAGCAAGCGAAAAACAAAGAUGCAAGCAGCAAGAGCAGCAGCAGCAGCAGCAGAAGUAGCAAGAGCAGCAGCAGCAGUAGCAAGAGCAGCAAGAGUAGCAGCAGUGGCAGAAGUAGCAAGAGUAGCAGCAGCAAGAGCAGUAGCAGCAGCACUAGUGGAAGAAGUAGCAAGAGCAGUAGCAGCAGCAGUAGCAGUGGCAGAAGUAGCAAGAGUAGCAGCAAGAGCAGCAGCAGUAGUGACAAAAGUAGCAAGAGCAGCAGCAGUAGCAGCAGUAGUGACAAAAGUAGCAAGAGCAGCAGCAGUAGCAGCAGUAGUGACAAAAGUAGCAAGAGCAGCAGCACAAGAGCAUCACUGAGCCACCAUAGCCACGAACAUCAUUCAGGACAUCUGGAAGGUGGCAGCAGCAGCAGUGCAUAUUCCAAAAUAUGGGAAGCUCAUGAGAUUUAUCAGUACCGCUUUAAAUCACUGCACACACAAGAGUUUCCAAAAACAAAACUCGCAGAUGACCAAAUUAGCAGCUCACAUUCCUCUGCCAGAUCCAGUCGUGCCUCAUCUCGAGCUUCAUGGCCGAAGUUUUUGGGGGAUGUUAAAGCACCAGUAUUAGCUGUUUUUCUGCAUGGCCUCCGUGAUGAUAAGAAGAUAGGAGGCCUCCAGCUCGUGGUAUAUGCUGAUAUCGACUCCAUCAAGCCUCGGGUGCAGGUGUUUGUGUCAAACCUCACAGACUCAAGCAAGUGGAAGCUCUGUGCUGAUGCUUCAGUCCUCAAUGCUCACAAGGCAGCGGCUUACCUGAAAUGGGGGCGGAAUUGCCAGGACUACAAGGUUUCAUCUGAGCUGGUAACUGGGAAGUUUGCUGCCCACCCUGCUGUUCAGGUGAAACUGGAGUGGCCUAAAGUUCCUUCCAGUGUCAGAUCCAUAGCAGAAUGGUUUUACAAGUUUGUCCCUGGGGCUGCAUUUAUGCUGGGGUUCUCUGAGAAAACGGACAAGAAUCCUUCUCGACAAGCCAGGGUGAUCGUGGCUCUAACUUCUCCAAGAACAUGUGAUGUUGUUAUCAAGCUUCCUGAUGUUACCCUCUAUGAAAAAGCCAUGAGGCUUCCCCUGUCACUUCCUGUAGGUCCAAGGAUACCAGCUUCAGAGCUGCAGCCUCCCAUCUGGAAUGUCUUUGCUGAAGCCCCUUCUGCAGUACUUCAGAAUUUGAAAGCUCAAUGCUCAGUUUCCUCCAACAAGAUCACAACCUUUAAUGAAGUUCGGUUUAACUACACGAUGCCAGCAAACUGCUACCACAUCUUGGCGCAGGAUUGCAGCUCUGACCUUAAGUUCCUGGUGAUGAUGAAGAAUGUAGAAGAAGCUGUGAACCUGAAAGCAAUCAACAUCAAGCUUGGCAAUCACGAGGUCGACAUGCGCCCCGCGAGCGGCAGGGUGAGGCUGCUGCUGGACGGCGCCGAGAGCCCAACGAACGUGUCAUUGACAUCUGCUGGUGCUUCUCUGUGGAUCCAUAGUGAAAAUCAAGGGCUUGCACUUCUUGCCCCAGCCUAUGGCAUUGAUAAACUGUACUUUGAUGGAUACACAUUCAAGAUCCAAGUUGCUUUAUGGAUGGCAGGGAAAAUGUGUGGACUGUGUGGAAAAUAUGAUGCAGAAUGUGAACAGGAAUAUCGGAUGCCCAAUGGAUAUAUAGCUAAAGAUGCAGUGAGCUUUGGGCAUUCUUGGAUUUUGGAAGAAAAGCCUUGUAGAGGAGCCUGCAAGCUGAGGCACUCCUUUGUGAAGCUGGAGAAGGCGGUGCAGCUGGCCGGGGUGGAGUCCAGGUGCUACUCCACGGAGCCCGUGCUGCGCUGCACCAAGGGCUGCUCUGCCACCAAGAGUGCCCCCGUCACCGUGGGCUUCCACUGCCUCCCUGCUGAUUCAGCUACCAGCCUGACAGAGAAGCAGACAAAGUUUGACCAGAAGUCAGAGGAUAUUCAGGACACUGUUGAUGCACACAUAGCAUGUUCUUGUGAGGAUGCAGCCUGCAGUGCAUGAAGCUGUACAUCUGCAGUGUAGAAGAAAAAAGAAAUACUUUCAUGUUUUUAUUGUGUGGUGUAAAAAACCUUGUCUUAAGGAAUAAUAGAGAUACUAAAUUAAGUACUUGAGGAUGUAUGGAAUCUUCCCAAGUAAUUUAAAGUAUUAAACUUUAUUAUUGUAAAAAGUGUUAUGAUUGCCCGUAAAUAUCUGAUUUCAUAAUAAAUCCA
Messenger RNA from Ficedula albicollis (Collared flycatcher), 5723 nucleotides. RefSeq names its product vitellogenin-2-like. The record is from RefSeq and is a predicted model, not a curated record. Gene Ontology annotation, biological process: lipid transport. The coding region runs from base 1 to 5514 and encodes 1837 amino acids. The transcript is spliced from 37 exons. Gene Ontology annotation, molecular function: lipid carrier activity. Lineage: Eukaryota; Metazoa; Chordata; Aves; Passeriformes; Muscicapidae.